GAAUUGCAGGAAAACAUUAUUCUGUACCAUGUGGUACCUGGGCAUGCACCAAAGUUUAAAACAUUAACGUCAAGUUUUGCAAAGAAUGUGAGUGAUGAUAUUGAUUCUAAAUUAUUUGAACAAAAGCAUUUUCUUACGCUUGCAAAUUCGAUAGAUGAAAAGCAUGAAACUGCUGCUUACAUUAAAAAUAUUCCAUAUAAUUUUCAACUG
Messenger RNA from Funneliformis caledonium, 210 nucleotides. The record is from the annotation of a GenBank genome assembly. NCBI's taxonomy places the organism in Eukaryota, Fungi, Glomeromycota, Glomeromycetes, Glomerales, Glomeraceae.